AUGGAAUGUUAACAACAAACUCAACAAAAACAAAUCAAAGAACACUUAAAUGUGACGAGGUUGGAUGUAGUAAAGAGUAUAAUUGUUACGCAAAAUUGAAAGCUCAUAAAAUAACUCACACGAAUGAAAGACCUUUUAUGUGUAAUGUUUUUGGAUGUAAUAAGAAAUUUAAAAGAUCGGGAGAAUUAAUCAAACAUCAAUUAGAUCAUUUAAAUUGAAAGAUUUUAAUAUAGUGUUAGUAUAGGAAAUAUUAAGAGAAAUUAAAUAAA
This is a messenger RNA of Rhizophagus irregularis DAOM 181602=DAOM 197198, 269 nucleotides long. The record is from RefSeq and is a predicted model, not a curated record. NCBI's taxonomy places the organism in Eukaryota, Fungi, Glomeromycota, Glomeromycetes, Glomerales, Glomeraceae.